AUGGUUCUUGAGUUUUACUACGACUUGUUGUCACAGCCAUGCAGUGCUGUAUACUUCUUUCUAAAAUGUACAGGGGUUCAGUUCACAGGACAGGAAGUGGAUCUUCCAAAAGGUGAACACUUUACUCCAGAGUUUUUGAAGAAAAAUCCUUUUCACGAAGUUCUUUUCAUUUUUGAUGAUGGUUUUGGUUUAUCAGAAAGGAAACGUGCACAGAGUGAAACGAUUGCUGAAUUACAAGAAGAUGUAGUUGAUAAAGUAGAUGAUGAAGUAGAUGAUGAAGUGCGUGAGUUGUACCAACUGCACCCGGUUGAUCAGCUUGAUAACCUUGUAAAAUGUAACGCAAAAGUGAAAGCAUGGAUGGAACGGGUAGAAAAAGCUUUGGGACCGGAGAGGAAGGCUGUAAAUGCCUCAAUUGAUUCUUUUAGAGAGAAAUACAUGAGUGCGAAAUAA
Molecule: messenger RNA, 450 nt
Organism: Mercenaria mercenaria
Lineage: Eukaryota; Metazoa; Mollusca; Bivalvia; Venerida; Veneridae
Exons: 5
Coding region: 1-450 (149 amino acids)
Biological process (GO): glutathione metabolic process
Cellular component (GO): cytoplasm
Molecular function (GO): glutathione transferase activity
Source: RefSeq, a predicted model, not a curated record